AUGCCACUUGCACAUCUUGGUCAACCAUUCCUGAAGGCAAGCGAUGUCACGAAUGAGUUAAAGUGCAUAUCUAUAGAUGACGCACCGGAUGUUGGUUGUCAAAAGGUCGAUGUUGCCGAGGUUGAAGUGAAUAUUGAAAAACUAGCCCACAAUACAGAAAAAGUCGAUCCAUCAUGUUUUGAUCUGCUUUACGUCAUUGGUCAAGGGUCUUUUGGGAAGGUAUUUCUUGUGAGGAAAAACAAUGGAAAUGAUAAAGGAACUUUGUAUGCAAUGAAAGUACUAAAGAAGGCUGUUUUGAAAGUUCGUGAUAGAUUGAGGACAAAGCUAGAAAGAGAUAUUUUAACUAGAAUUAAGCAUCCAUACAUUGUUGAUUUGCAUUAUGCUUUUCAAACUGAGGGAACGGUGUAUCUUAUCCUGGAAUUUUUAAGGGGAGGGGAUCUUUUCUCCCGCUUGUCCAAAGAGUACAUGUUUACAGAAGACGAUGUGAAAUUCUAUUUGGCUGAAAUUGCAUUGGCUCUCAACUAUUUACAUAGUCACGGGAUAGUUUACAGAGACCUAAAACCUGAAAAUGUUCUACUGAAUGAAGAUGGUCAUGUACGUUUAACUGAUUUUGGCCUAUCAAAGGAGUCAAUUUUUGAAUCUGCUGGUGACCGAACGUAUUCAUUUUGUGGAACAGUUGAAUAUAUGGCUCCAGAAGUUGUAAGUAGACAUGAACAUGGUACCGCUGCCGAUUGGUGGAGUUUCGGAGUACUUAUGUACGAAUUACUUACUGGUAUGCUGCCUUUUCAUAGUGAGAGUAGAAAAGAUACAAUGCAAAUGAUUUUAAAAGCUAAAUUAUCAAUGCCACAGUUUCUUAGUCCUUCAGCUCAAAGUUUACUACGUGCUCUUUUCAAACGAACUCCAUCGAAUCGGCUAGGAUAUGGACCUGAUGGAUUUGAACAUUUAAAAAAUCAUGAAUUUUUCAAUACAAUCAAUUGGGAUGAUUUACUAAAUGGUUGUAUUCAACCACCAUUUAAACCUCCUUGCUCAUCAAUUAAUGACAUCCUAAAUUUCGAUUCAGAAUAUACAUCACGUACACCACAUGACUCGCCAUGUUCACCAGCCAGUGCAUCAGCGCAUGCGUUAUUUCGUGAAUUCAGUUAUAUAGCUCCUGGAUUUUUUGCAGAGCAUAAUGAUAAUCAUAAUACCACAACUACAAAUAAUUGCAACAACCAUGUUAACCUUAAUAAAGAAGAAUUGAAUGGAACAAAUAUCACUUGUUUGAGUUCACCGAAAGAAAAAUUCAAUUAUAGUUCUCGACACGAUGAUGAUCGUGCAAAUCCAGUACAUGUUCCAGAAGAUCUUCCACCCUUAACUCCUACAGUGGCAAGACGUUUUCUUCGCUUAGUUGGCUUGUCAGGUGUAAAAUAUAAACCAUUUUCAGUAGAUUAUGUCUUAUUAGAGGAAAUCGGUAAAGGCUCUUUUUCAGUUGUACAUAAGUGCUGUCAUCGAAAUACAAAUGCUGUUUGCUCUGUUAAGAUUAUUGAUAAAUCAAAACGGGAUGCCCGUGAAGAAGUUGAAAUAUUGCUUAGACACCAUAAUCAUCCAAAUAUUGUUUCCGUUCGAGAUGUUUAUGAAAAUGAGAAUUUAGUUUAUCUUGUUAUGGAAUAUUUAAAAGGUGGUGAAUUAUUGGAUAAAAUUUUCCGAGAAAAAUUUCUUUCUGAACGUGAAGCUAGUAAUAUCACUUAUGUGAUUGCAAAUACUUUAAGUUAUUUACACAGUAAUAUGGUUGUCCAUCGUGAUCUUAAACCAUCCAAUGUAUUAUAUGCAGACGAUUCUGGUGAUGCAUCUUCCCUGAGAAUAUGCGAUUUUGGUUUUGCAAAACAGUUGAGAGCUGAAAAUGGUCUUUUAAUGACACCGUGUUAUACUGCAAAUUUUGUCGCACCAGAAGUGUUAAAAAUGCAAGGUUAUCAUGCUGCAUGUGAUGUAUGGAGUUUAGGUGUAUUAGUGUAUACAAUGUUAUUUGGACAAACACCAUUUGCAAUUAAACCAAAUGAAUCAUCUGAAGUAGUUUUAUCACGUAUAGAAUCUGGUCGAUUAGAUUUAAUCAAUAAUAAUUGGAAUAAAAUAUCUGAUUCAGCAAAAGAUUUAUUGACAAAAAUGUUAAAUCCCGAACCAUCUAAACGUUGUACAGCUAGCGCGAUCUUAUCACAUCCAUGGGUUAAAAAUCGUGAUCAACUGUCACCAGAAUUAUUGACCGACGUUUUGUUAAAUGAUGUCACUCAGACAAAAAAUUCAGUCGAAGCUACAUUUAGAGCAUUGAAUAGUACUAGUAAAAUACCAAUACUUGAACCAGUUGAAUGUUCUACAUUAGCUCAACGUCGUGUUCGUGCCAAAUCGAUUUUAACAAAUCAAAUCAAAGUAGAAGAAAGGCAUUGA
Schistosoma guineensis is the source of this 2418-nucleotide messenger RNA. Lineage: Eukaryota; Metazoa; Platyhelminthes; Trematoda; Strigeidida; Schistosomatidae. The record is from the annotation of a GenBank genome assembly.